UCGACUGCAAUUGUUUUCUUAACAUUGCAUGGCUUUUUUCCGUUUCUUUUUAUAGUUAUAUCUAAGAAUUUUAAUUUAUUAUUAUCUUUAUCUUUACAUGUAAAACUGCAUUGGCAUGUUUUUCAGUUUUCUUUGCUGAAAUUUUUUAUGAGUUCAUACAUUAAUAUCAUCUACAUAGGUUUGUGGGUUUUAGUUCUAAAUAGGUCUAUUCGAUAGCAUAAUAGUAAACUAUUAUUUUAAGAAACGAAUUAGAAAUUAUGAUUAAUAUUAAAAUAUUGAUAAAAACAGUGUUCACUCUAACGAAUAAAAAUUAUAUACAUAACACUCUCUGACUAUGAAAGCCUGUACACAAAAUCAACAUUUCACAUCGCUUAAUGCUUAUUUACAAUUAUCAAUUUAUUUUUUCGAAAAACUUUGUCAAUAGAUGGAAGCAGCUAACAGUAAAAAUUAUCAAGGUUAAAGUACAGUUUCCUUUUAAAAUUGCGUAAAACUAUUUCCUUAAAUGCGUGGGUGUAGUGUCCUCUGUUACUACAGUUUGGAGGAGGUGAUCAACUGCUACGUAGUAAAAUAAUUUCACAGGGAUAAAGGUAGACCUUUCUAGUCACUACUCAUGUCGUCGGUUACCGAGUGGAUACGAUUAUUUUCGAAUUCUCCAAUUAAACAUCCUUUCAAUAUCAUAAAGUGAUGUCACUGAAUAUAACGAUGACAUUAAUGCAAUCACGCGCUACUUCGAUAAGCUGACAUAUUUAUUUCGUAUGCCAUAAUUUCAAUUGUAUGAAAUGUUUAUACAUAAAUCUUUACGACUUCAGGUUACAUUAAGGAAAAAUCAUUGAGUUUGAAUUAGAGAAAUGGCAGAAGCAGAACCUCCAAGUGAGGGGAAGAGUGCAAUAGAAAAUGCAGUAAUUUCAAGUGAGAAGAGUGCAAUGGCAGAUGCAGUAAUUUCAAGUGAGAAGAGUGCAAUGGCAGAUGCAGUAAUUUCAAUUGAGAAGAGUGCAAUGGCAGAUGCAGUAAUUUCAAGUGAGGAGAAGAAUGUCGUCGUUUGUCCUGUUAAUUACAAACAAAUUGCAAAUGCAACAAUGACGCAAAAUGAUAAUAUAUUUAAAGAAAUAUUAAAGGGAAUGUUUAACAGUUGCCGCCAGAUGUUGGAAGACAAAUACAAGACUUACUUUUCCUACAUGAGGUCAUUUUUGUGGGAAGGCAAGAGGAACGAUUUUCCACUGGAGGAUUAUUACGUAGAAUUGACUGUACAGAAGACAGAUUUAUUUGGGAAGAUAAGCAGAAAUAAGAUAAGCUUGAAUGAGAUAUUUUCCGAACAACUAAAUGGACACCAAACUAUUUUAGUGACAGGAGAUCCCGGUUAUGGCAAAUCAACUCUGUGCAAGAAAAUUGUGUACGAUUGGGCAACCACGAAUUACCUCAAACACUUUGAUUUAACUUUUAUUGUAAUUUUAAGAGAAUUAGGCGAUAGAAGUGUAAAUGAUGCGUUGUUCCAUGACAUGCGUGAAUACACUCCAACUGAUAAAGAUUGGAAUCUACAAGACAGGAAACGAAACAUUUUGGUGAUUUUGGAUGGUUUCGAUGAGAUUGUAGAAAAAUUUAAAAUUAUAAACUUUGUAAGAGAGAAAUCUUUUUAUAUUUCUCGUCGAAUGACGAUUGUGGUUACCAGUCGACCUGAAGCAACAGAAGACAUCAGAGAAGACAUGAAGAUGAGAAUUUUGAUAGAAGGGUUUUCUCCAGAAUACCAAAAGAAAUACAUUCAAUUAAUGUUUAGAGAUGACGAGAGUAAAGCGAAUGAAUUCAUUUCUAAACGGGAGGAAGACGACUUUUACAAAGAAAUAUCAGAAUGUCCUUUGAUGUUGCAUAUGUUGUGUUGCCUUCAUCAGAAUGGAGAAAUGGAUAAACUUGAAACGAUGAGUGAUUUAUACAUCCGAAUAUUUAGUCUCAUAACUGAACGUUAUGUUCGAAAAACAAAUCAGCAAAACAAGUUUGAAAGAGGGAAAUAUUUUGUGGGAGAAUAUUUACUACUGAAAUUGGGAAAAUUAUACUCAUGGGCACAGGUUAUCACAUCAAAACAAUUGAGGAAUGAAUUUGGUAAAGGUGAUGCAUACAAUUUUAUUAUUGGACUGGACAUUCUUACUGUCGAUUCGUUUUCUCAAUGCGAUAAUACAAAUCGAUACAGUUUUGUGCAUUAUACGUUUGGCGAAUUUCUUUUAGCUUUCGGAAUGUAUGACCUUUCUAUCCCACGUAUAGGUAAUUUCUGUUACAUGGGCUUGCUUUUUUUAUUAGGAUUUUAUAAGGAUGAACCAUUUCCCGAAAAGUUCUUCACAGACGUGAAGGAAACAAUGUUCACGCCUGAGUUUAUGCUUAAAAUUCACAAACAAAUCAAACUGACUACAAAUUGGGAACAAUUUUGUUCGAAUGCCAAUUUGAUAGUUGAUUCUUCGAACUUUUCUCUUUCUUUACAAAAGUUAUUGGAGUUGUAUGAAUUCAAAAAAUUAUAUUUCCAUUUCCGUGAAAAAAAACGUAAAUACGAAGAAAGUGAAAAUGAGGUAAUUUAUUCUUUGAUCGACUUUAGUAUUCAGUAUAACAUGGAGAUUAAUGUUAUUCUCUCAAUUCGCGAAUGGUCUUGUGAAAAUGAAUACGAUAUCAGAGCAACCGUUUCACAGAUUAUCGAUAUACUUCACGAAAAAAACACAAGUAAUUUCGACAUAUUUCUUAUUGGUGCAGUGAGUCUUUCGUGGAAAACACUGCAUGAGUCAUUCGAUAGAUUCGUCGAUGUUAAUUUCAAUUUAAAUCCGUCUGAAUAUAGGCAGAAAUUAUCAAAUGUAAGUGAAGAAGAAAAAUUGGUAGCAUUGGAAACUGGAGACAAAUUAAAAGUUUCUGGCAGUUACAUUCUUUCAUUGAAGCAAUACGAAACUUUACGUGACCACAUCAUACUAAAAUCUGCGAGUGAAGAGAUGGGUGAAACAGAAUCCACGAGCGAACAGAUGCGUGAAACAGAAUCCACGAGCGAACAGAUGCGUGAAACAGAAUCCACGAGCGAACAGAUGCGUGAAACAGAAUCCACGAGCGAACAGAUGUGUGAAACAAAAUCUACGAGUUCAAAAUGUGUGGUGAUGUAGACGAGUAUAAAAUAAAUGACAGAGUUUUGAAAUAAAUAUUUUGUUGUGUGAAGACUGAUUAAGACUAAAAGUUAUUCAAGUAUAGCACUAAUUUACUUAAAAAAAAUGGAAAAUAUAUUUUCGUGAUUGGCAAAAUUACUUGCAAUUGAAUGAAGAAAUUUACCUGAGCCUUUUAUUACUCGUUUCUCCUAUCCUAUGUGCACCUAUUUCUAACAGUUAAAGUGAUGAGACCGUGCCUGAACUAAAAAUUCAUCUGGGUCGGAGCUACAGCCAUGAUUAAAAUGCCAAUUAAAAGACCUAUUUUGUAUUAUUACUCAGAUGGUUUAUAUAAUACGAACUACACUAUUACAACUUCAUCCAAUAAAAACAAUUAACAAACAAUUUACAUUACUAAAGUUCGUAAAUGUUUAGUUUUCUACAUAAAAAUUACUAUUUUAUGCAGAAAAUAAAUAAUAAAAAAAACCAGUAAAUAGUCAUAAUUCAAUUUUUAAUUGAAAAUAUCCUGGGUUUCUCAUGUUAUCAUGUAUGCUGUUAUGAAAAUAAAUAAAUAUAAACGAUGGAAUAGAAAAGAAAGGUUGUCUUUCUGAAUUUUUCUUCAGUAUCCAAUUUUUUUUUACCUGCCACACGACUUCUCUAUUUAAAAUAAAAUUUUAA
This is a messenger RNA of Centruroides sculpturatus (bark scorpion), 3776 nucleotides long. RefSeq lists its product as uncharacterized. The transcript is spliced from 5 exons. NCBI's taxonomy places the organism in Eukaryota, Metazoa, Arthropoda, Arachnida, Scorpiones, Buthidae. The coding region runs from base 849 to 3122 and encodes 757 amino acids. The record is from RefSeq and is a predicted model, not a curated record.